AUGGCAUCAGGCGCAUCAGAGGCGAAGAUCCAAGAACUCCUCGCAAAGCCUCGCGCUGAGCUCACAGAGUACGAGAUCUCUCUCCUCGAGACUCACGAGUUCACAUCAGGCCCGCUGUCGCUCCUCCAGACCGCCGUGCGACAACACACUCAGGUCCUCAUCUCAUGCCGUAACAACCGCAAGCUGCUGGGUAGAGUCAAGGCCUUUGAUCGCCACUGCAAUAUGGUGCUCGAGAAUGUGAAGGAGAUGUGGAGUGAGACUCCCCGCACGUCUGAUGGCAAGAAGGGCCGCGUGGUCAACAAAGACCGCUUCAUCAGCAAAAUGUUCUUGCGUGGAGACAGUGUCAUUCUGGUGUUGCUGAGUUGA
Molecule: messenger RNA, 366 nt
Organism: Sphaerulina musiva SO2202
Lineage: Eukaryota; Fungi; Ascomycota; Dothideomycetes; Mycosphaerellales; Mycosphaerellaceae
Product: Sm-like ribonucleo protein
Exons: 3
Coding region: 1-366 (121 amino acids)
Biological process (GO): RNA splicing; spliceosomal snRNP assembly
Cellular component (GO): U2 snRNP; U4/U6 x U5 tri-snRNP complex; U1 snRNP
Molecular function (GO): RNA binding
Source: RefSeq, a predicted model, not a curated record